This is a messenger RNA of Aureobasidium subglaciale EXF-2481, 1611 nucleotides long. RefSeq lists its product as uncharacterized. NCBI's taxonomy places the organism in Eukaryota, Fungi, Ascomycota, Dothideomycetes, Dothideales, Saccotheciaceae. The transcript has 2 exons. The coding region runs from base 1 to 1611 and encodes 536 amino acids. Gene Ontology annotation, biological process: transmembrane transport. The record is from RefSeq and is a predicted model, not a curated record. Gene Ontology annotation, molecular function: transmembrane transporter activity. Gene Ontology annotation, cellular component: membrane.
AUGGAGAAGGUCCCACAGAUUCCCGCCAUCUACGCCAAUGGGCGACGUAACUCGACAAACUCAUUGUUAAUCCAAGCCGCAGGAAAACUGGAACCGUAUGAGGCUCUGGGGAACGUGUCUGUGGAGCACAUGGCUCCCCCUCCCUCAAUGCCAGGUCAACACCCGGAACUCAAGAUUGGUGGUUUCCACGAGGCUCUGUUUAUUGGAGUCGUCAUAAUGGCUCAGUUCAUGUGUCUUGCAGGUCUUGGUCAAGCAAUCGCGCCAGUCAAGAUCAUAGCCUCUGGCCUCGGCGUCAACAAUCCCGGUCAAGAAGCGUGGUUCUCAGCCGCAUACAGUCUCACCACGGGUACAUUUAUCCUGAUCGCCGGUCGAUUGGGUGACAUACUCGGCCACAAACGCGUGUUUGUGUUCGGGUACCUGUUUCUUGGAAUCUGGUCCGGCUUUGCCGGAUUCAGUGCUUACGUCGGCAGGCAGAUCUUCUUCGACGUCUGCAGAGGUAUGCAAGGCAUCGGCAGUGCGUUACUGGCUCCCAACGCCCUCGCACUGCUUGGCCGCGCAUACCCUCCUGGUAUCAAGAAGAAUCUCACUUUUGCACUCUUUGGCGCCAUGGCACCCUGGGGAUUUGUGAUCGGUGCGCUGUUCGGGGCUCUAUUCUCGCAGACCACGUGGUGGCCAUGGACUUUCUGGAGCUAUGGUGCCGCAGCAUUCGCCCUGUCAGCAUUCUCACUUCUCAUUGUGCCUAAGCAAUUAGCCAAGGAGGCUCAAUUCGCUGGCGUCACAAAGGUACCUGGUUUCGACUGGACGGGUAGUACGCUGGGGGUCGUUGGUCUGGUACUUGUCAAUGUCGCCUUCAACAAUGGUCCGUUGUACGGUUGGUCCACUCCUCACGUCUACUUUGUCCUGAUCAUCGGAGUCUUGGUAUUGGUAGCAUUCCUCUGGGUAGAACGUCGGGCUGAAUCACCACUACUGCCGGUCUCCGCCUUUAAUGGAACAGUCACUUACACCAUGGCUCUAAUCGGCAUCGGUUGGGGCAGCUUCGGCAUCUGGAUCUAUUACUCGUGGCGCUUCCUCGAGGAGUUCCGUCAUUUGACUCCACUCAAUGUCUCUGCUCAAUUCACACCCGCCUUGGUCUGUGGGCUGAUAGCUGCAGGUGCCACUGGUUUCAUGCUCACGCACACUCCCGUCUCAUUCACAAUGUUGAUCGCCAUGUUGGCCUUCUUCGCCGGUCAAGCGAUUUCGGCCUUCAUGCCCGUCAAUCAGUCUUACUGGCCUCAAAUGUUUGUCUCUAUCCUCAUCAUGCCUUUUGGUAUGGACAUGUCCUUCCCUGCCGCCACUGUCAUUCUCUCCAACCACAUGCCCCGCGAGCACCAAGGCCUUGCAGCGUCGCUUGUCAAUACCAUGGUCAACUACUCCAUCUCGCUGGCAUUGGGUAUCGCGGGCACAGUCGAGGUAUCAGUCAUGGCCCAUGACGGUACAGUUGCAGACGCAAAAUGGGGUGUGAGAUGCGCUUUCUUCACUGGCCUGGCUCUUGCUGGUUGUGGUAUUUUACUCGGUGUUUCGUAUUUCAUCAAGUCAAUGAUCAAGGAGGGUUGGAAGGUAGCGCAACAUUGA